AUGCCGUACCAGCUCGGUUUUCUGCGGUGGUUCGCUUCAAAGUCGCCAGAGUUCGUUUGCAAAGACGAGCCCAUCGAAAACCAGAGACCGCUCAAGAUAAGAGUCAUUGGCGCCGGAUACUCAGGUGUAUACCUUGGCAUCCGAAUUCCACAGCGACUGGGAAAUGUAGACCUUCAGAUUUAUGAAAAGAACGAAGGUAUCGGUGGUACCUGGUGGGAAAAUCGGUACCCUGGCUGUGCAUGCGAUAUUCCUGCACACUCGUACCAGUACUCGUUCGCACCGAACAAGAAGUGGUCAUCCUUCUACGCGCCUUCUGAAGAGAUUUGUACAUACAUACAAAAUGUGGCACAAACGUACGGCGCAACUCGGUUUAUAAAGUUGCAACACGAAGUAACUAGCUGUCGAUGGAACGACACUCUCAAUAAAUGGCGCUUGACUGUACGACAAGUGGACACUGGGAAAAUAUUCAUGGAGGAUGCCGACGUUGUCAUCUCGGCAAAAGGCAACCUAAAUCAGUUUGCCUGGCCCAGCAUUCCAGGAAUAGAUACGUUCGAGGGAGAAAAGAUGCACUCUGCUCAAUGGAACCAGAGCUAUGAUUUCCGAGGGAAGAAAAUUGGAAUUAUUGGCGGUGGAUCAAGUGCCAUCCAAAUCGUCCCCAGGCUUCAAACCAUCGAAGGAACUACCUUGAGCUGCUUCGUGCGAAGCAAAACAUGGGUUUCCAACCGAUUUGGUGACUUCAUCAUGAACCAGAUGGGGUGGGACAAGAACGACUUGACAAUCGGCGAAGAGCGUGUCAAGCAGUUCGAGGACGAGGAUAACUACCUCAAGUUUCGGAAGCUGAUCGAGGAUGACGGCAAUCUCGUGCAUGAAUCGAGUAUUCAAGGAUCCAGUAUGCAGAAGGAGUUUGUCAAGACCUUUACAGACACCACAAAGGAGCGUCUCGCAAGCAGACCCGACCUUGCGCCGUCAUUCAUGCCCGAGUUUGGCCUUGGCUGCCGCAGACUAACCCCUGGUCCUGGAUAUCUCGAAGCCAUGACACAGGACAAUGUCGAGCUGAUUAAAACCGGUAUAGCUUCCAUCAACAAAAAGGGACUGAAGCUUCAGGACGGCAGACAGGUGGAUGUGGAUGUGCUAGCCUGCGCGACGGGUUUCACCACAACCUCAAUUCCCCCAUUCGAGGUGGUUGGCAAGAAUGGCCAGACUCUGCAGCAAAGAUUCACGCCGUUCCCCGAAACAUAUCUCACCAUCACCGUCGACAAUUUCCCCAAUUAUUUCAUCAUGCUCGGCCCCAACGCUGGCAUCGGUGCAGGCUCCCUGACGGUCCUCAUCGAGGCCCAGGGCGACUACAUCAUCAAGUGCCUCCGCAAGCUGCAAAAGGAAGACUACGCAUGGAUGAUGCCCAAGACAGCGCGCGUGAAAGACUUUUCGGAUUACGUGGGCGACUAUUUCAAGAAGACGGUGUACAUGGAGGAUUGCCAGAGCUGGUACAAGACGGCGAGCGGGAAUCGCAUCUCGGCGCUGUGGCCCGGGAGCAUCCUGCACGCCAUGGAGGCGUGGCGAUCUCCGCGAUGGGAGGAUUUUGAGUACGGGUCUACGGACAGCAACCAGCUCAGGUGGCUGGGCAAUGGCUGGAGCAUUUGCUUGAAGGGCGAGGGUGAUCCGUCGUUUUACCUGAAUCCCGACGUUGUUGAUGUGCCGGUGGCUGGGAAGCCGGAGUUGGACCCGAAGUUGGCUGCCAGACCGUAUUCUAAUUAG
Molecule: messenger RNA, 1755 nt
Organism: Ilyonectria robusta
Lineage: Eukaryota; Fungi; Ascomycota; Sordariomycetes; Hypocreales; Nectriaceae
Exons: 5
Coding region: 1-1755 (584 amino acids)
Molecular function (GO): flavin adenine dinucleotide binding; N,N-dimethylaniline monooxygenase activity; NADP binding
Source: RefSeq, a predicted model, not a curated record